Molecule: messenger RNA, 4910 nt
Organism: Carcharodon carcharias (great white shark)
Lineage: Eukaryota; Metazoa; Chordata; Chondrichthyes; Lamniformes; Lamnidae
Gene: ube2wb
Product: ubiquitin conjugating enzyme E2 Wb
Exons: 6
Coding region: 20-475 (151 amino acids)
Source: RefSeq, a predicted model, not a curated record
GGGGGCAGGGGGUUCCAUCAUGGCGUCAAUGCAGAAAAGAUUACAGAAGGAGCUAAUGGCUUUGCAAAAUGACCCACCCCCAGGAAUGACUUUAAAUGAGAAGAGUGUACAAAAUUCAAUUACACAGUGGAUUGUAGACAUGGAAGGAGCUCCAGGCACAUUAUAUGAAGGAGAGAAAUUUCAGCUUCUCUUCAAGUUCAGCGGUCGUUACCCUUUUGAUUCACCUCAGGUUAUGUUCACUGGUGACAAUAUUCCAGUUCAUCCUCACGUUUACAGCAACGGACAUAUUUGUCUUUCCAUUCUGACAGAAGACUGGUCUCCAGCUCUCUCUGUGCAGUCAGUCUGUCUUAGCAUCAUCAGCAUGCUUUCCAGUUGCAAAGAAAAGAGGCGGCCUCCUGAUAAUUCAUUUUAUGUAAGGACAUGUAAUAAAAAUCCAAAGAAAACAAAAUGGUGGUAUCAUGAUGAUACAUGUUGAUGUUCAGAUUCUUGUAGAGGAAAAAGUACUGCUGAGUCCAAAAGCACUUUGAUCAGUCAAACUUUGAACUUUAACACAAACUUGCCUGCAGGCGCUAGAGACUACUUCCUUUACUGCAUUUCUACUAGUGUACAUUAGGGCACAUGCUGAUAGCUGGUUACAUUCCUGCAACUGACCCUAUUUGAUUUAUUGAACAGUAUUAAUGCAGCAUUUAGGAAGAAAUCUUGUAGUUUCAACAAUUAAACAUCUCUGUUGUUUAGUUUACUGUGAGGAUAUACCUCGUGAGAAGGUUUAAAGCCCUCCUAUGUUGUGCAAUAAAUGGAUAUUGGCGCAUGCUUGAAGAUUUAAAACAAAGGAAAUCUGUGCAAUAAAAGCAAAGGGAUCCAUUUUUAAUUGAUAUUUGCAAUUUUAUUAUUGUACCAAAUUUGAUGCAUUGUGGUCACAUGGUAUGUAAAAACUUGUGGCAUGUUUUGCUGCAACAACAAAUUGCAUUUAAUGAAGCAUUCCAAAACUUAAGAAAAAUUUUGAAUGCCAAUUGUCUCUUUACAAAAAUAUAUUUAAUUUAUUGUACUUAAGUUGAGCCAAAUUGCCUUCGGAAAAAUAUAUUCUUCGUGGGUAUUUGUCAGGGUCAUUGACUAGCCUUCAGUGUGGGCCCUUGUGCUCCUUUUUCCCAAAAAGACAGUUUUAAACUGGAACACAACCAUAAUGUAUUGCUUCGCAUUCAUCUUUGUUUCUCCAAUAUCACAUUUUUGUUAUCAUACUUGAAGCUUCUAAUAUGAAAUAUAUUUUGAACGAAAAGCUGUUUUGUCCUAAUAUUGUCCUGUAAAUUAUUUCACUUGUAAAUGACACCUUGUCUUUAAUUCUUUACACUAUAAAAAUUUCAAUCCAUCUUGAAGGAUACAAUUAAUGUUUUGACAUAUUACUUAAAGAUGUUUAACAUAUAUGUUGCUAUGUUAUAGUUUAUUAGCUUCUCAUUAUUAUGAAAAGGAUAGAGCUAGUCUUUGUUACGCCAUUAUUUAUGAAUAAAAUUAAAUGCUAUAGGUUGGAAUUUGAAAGUAAUUGUAAAAAUAUGAAACUUGAAUAAUCUAUACCACUAUGGCAUAUAUUCCUAAUAGCAAAAUUAGGGCUGAAAACUAGGUGGAAAACAAUUUCAGGGUGCAACUGUUGAAACCUCCAAAGACAAUACCUGAGGUAGACUAGAGUUGAUGGUGAACUUUUUCCAAAGGAGUGCUGAUCUGUGUAAGAAAUGUAACCUUUUGUGUACUGUGUUGCCUUAGCAGCAUUCACAAGUUGACUUUUGUUAACACUGGCAACAACAUCUUGUAAAUUUUUAAUAUAAAAUUAAGAAAAGUUGGAAACCAUAUUUUCAUUCACAGUAUUCUCUGAGUAAAUCAGAGCAAUAUGGUCAGAUCAUUAUUAUUUUCAGUGAUGCAGCAUCUCAAAUACAGGGUUAUAUAAUGUGUGUGGCAUCCCCUUCUAAAAUAUGCAAAGUUGUGUUUUUUAAAUAUAAAGAUGUUAAAGAAAAACAAAUUGAUUGAUUGGCAGUUUUCAUAGACUUCCCUGUAGCUGAAUUGAGUUAUUCACUAGCAACUUUUAUGCACAACAUUCACUUGAUUAGCCAGAGCAUAACCAGCAGUGAUUCUAAGUUUAGUGAUGAUUUUGGACAACAUUUGUAAAUACUGAUCUACUCUCCAUUUAUUUUUCCACUGCUGUACUUCAGUCUGAAGUGCCUAUAUAUUGCCUGGUGUUAGCCAUAUUAUAAAGCUAUAUUAAUAAGGCCCAUGAUUAACACUUAAAGUUAAAUUAUUUGCAUAUCCAUCUACUGGCUGAGAGUUUUGUUAAAUUAGGACUGCUUGAUCAUCACAGAUUUACAAAACUGGGAUUAAAGUUAAGGUAGUUCUAACACUCAGCAAAUGACCACUGUGAGAACCAUUUUUCAGGCAGCAUUGGUGAUUUUGUGUGAAGUCACAAUUUAUCUGUUAAUUAAAUCAAAACAUUCUGUUUCCCCAACUGCCUUUGGAUGUGGGUUAUGGGGCCUACAACAUUCUGGGAGAAAUUUAUCUCAGCAAAUUCUAUCAUUUAAAAUCUUAAAUAUCUAGGAUGCAAUAUUAAAACAUUUCCAAAGCACUUGAGUGUAUAAUUUGAAACCUCUGCAGGACCAAUGUUCUGUUUUAAUGAGACUUAGUUUAUCUUUUUUUAAAAAGUACACCAGCUAAUUGACUUGAUGUAGUUUGAAUGUAGUCUAUAUUUGUACAAAUAUUGCACUUGCAAAAGUUUUACAAAAUGCUGCAUUUACCAUUUGUUAAUAUCAUUGGAGGCGGAAAUAAUCUCAUGGUUUGCAAUGUUAAUUUGGCAUUGUGAUAGGUCAAAUUUGUAUACUGUUUAAUUACACCAUAUUUUCUGAGUGUACCGUGGAGGAAAAAUAGAUGGUAAUGAAUUGGCUAAAGAAAAAAAAACUCUUAGUUUUAUAUAGUAGAGCACUUAAAUAAUAACAUUUAUUUCUGAAUAACUACAGUAUUCUGCAAAGGAUUUUCUAAGCAUUGUUUUCACUUCUGAACACAUUUUCCACAACUUUUAGUGAAAACUUCAUUGAGUGGGAAUUUCUUAGUAUGCUCUGAGCAGACCUUCGCAUGUAGAAUAUGUCAUGUCAUUUUAACCUGGUAAUUCUUCAGAGAUCUUUUAUUCAUCCCACCCAGUUCUUCCUUGCCUAGUAUUGAAGAGUUUAAUGGACUGCUUUCUGCUGAGGAAGGUACCUACUAAGAAAUUAUGUAACUUUAAAAUUGGACUUGUAUUUGAGCUACUUAAAUUUAAUGUUUUGAAUAAUGCCAGACUACAGUUACCCAAUGCUAACAAGCUUUACAAAAUCUGAAUAAUAGCUUAUUUAGAACAGAAGCCUGAACUUUGACACUUGCUAUGCAAAUUCUACUUGGUUUAGUUUUUAGCUACAAUAUUGGGCUAAUUUAUGUUAAUGUUUCUUAGUUUUGUCUGGAUGGAAGGAAGAGUCGAAAGUGUGAGAUUGUUGCAAUACAAGCAGUUUUGAAUUAAAUAUGUCGUCUCUGGCUUAAAUUAAGGAUCUAUAGGUAAAUCCCUGUCAUCUCUGGCCUUGAUUUUGUUUUCUCUGCUUUGGGUUCUUUGGUUAUUUCAUUAGAUCAGUCCUCAACAGCUAAGCACCCCAGGUGAAUCAAUGGUCCUGAACCUUAAAGAUCACUAAAACAAAGUUCAAACAUAAUGCUCACUAAACUGGGAUAGAUGUAGGGAUUGUCAGUGUCUUCAUGUUAGCGAGAGGGUUCUUGUUCCUUUUUGCCGUCCAGUGACCCCUAAUGGAGAGGUGUGUGUGACAUUAUCAAGGCCACAUUAGGCUCAGCUAUGAGGUUUUAAAGGUGAAUAACUCGUCGGGAAUGUCCAAAAUUGCUUGUAAAGGUUGUUCAUGAGCACUAAUUUAGGAUGAGUUAUUGGCUUCAAAAAAGGAGAAAGAAUGCUGACAUUUCCUCAAACAUAAUUUUGAUAAUAUAGGGGUAUCCUCUUUUACCACCUACACUACUGAAACUUUUUCGAUUAACAGUUAUUUCCACAAAAUUCUAAAAGUGCAGUAUUUUUAAUGUUCUAUGUGAGCAUUCAGUUAGUUUUAAAACAUUUUGUGCAAACUAGCUGUCCAAUUGUACCUCAAUACAUGUUCUCAAAGUACAUGCAGAUCUCCUGCAAAGGUCACUGUAGCACUAGGAUGAAAAUGCAUUACAAAUGGGUUUUUUCUCUUAAAUGUUCUGAUGUAACUGUUGGUAAAUGCAGUGCCUGGUGUGAAACUUAGCCCUACAUACUGGGAAGUUACCAGGUUCCAUCCCCAAUCGCUACUGAACUAGCUAAUCUCACCUAGGAUUGCGGGAGAGAUUUAACGGUUAGAUAAGUGCUCGUGUGGAGGGGGAGUUUAAAUAAUGCUCCUGCACACCCUCCCAGAUCAGUUGCUCCUGCUGGAAACUACGUGUGCAUUUUGGAUGAGGCUUGAUUGAGAUGCCCCCCAAAGUCAGGAAUUAUAGAAUUGGCCCCCACAGGACAGGAGAGAAUUUGGGUUGGGGAAGAAAUACCGUCAAUUUUAUUACUACAUUCUCUGGUCCCUGCAUAUUUGUCAAUCUUUCCUCCGAUUUGGGUUUAUUUUUAUGCUGUCAUUUCUAUAAAAGUUAUUUGCUGUUUUUACUCUGGAAAUAAGAAAUGUGAUACACAGUCAUAAGAAUCUCUUCUGUGAAUAUGUUCUCUAAUGUCUAAUCACCUGUAUAUUUUAUAACUGUGUUACUGGUCACUUUCACCACCAAUCUAAAGGAACAGUUUUCAUAAUCCUAUCAAAGUUGUGUUCCUUAAAGAAAUUUUGGUUUAUUUCUAAUGCAAGGACAAUGACAUUCAACAUAGUUGUUUGAAAAUAAUAAAAGUUAACAUUAAAAUCCUA